Dimorphilus gyrociliatus is the source of this 622-nucleotide messenger RNA. NCBI's taxonomy places the organism in Eukaryota, Metazoa, Annelida, Polychaeta, Dinophilidae. The record is from the annotation of a GenBank genome assembly.
CAUGCCAUCUAGUAUUGAAAAAGUCAUUGACGAUAGUAAUUCAAAGAGUCAAAAUGAAAAGAACUCAUCGAAAGCCGGAAUUGUGUUUACUAGUAUUUUAGGGGCAUCCGUAAUUGGUCUGACAACCGUAUGCUACGCUUUCGUAAGGCCAGCUCUACGAAAAAUAUGCUUGCCAUUUGUGCCAGCAACUCAAGAACAAAUCUCUAAUGUUCUUAAGUUAUUAAAUGGCCGUAGUGGCAAAGUAAUUGAUUUGGGUAGUGGUGAUGGACGAAUAGUCAUUGAGUGUGCCAAGAAAGGUUUUCAAGCAGAGGGUAUCGAACUAAAUCGUUGGCUAAUUUAUUUUUCUAGAUACUCAGCCUUUCGACAUAACGUUCAGAAUAGAACAAAAUUUUAUUGUCAAGAUUUAUGGAAGAUGAAUUAUUCUAAUUAUAACAACAUUGUAAUUUUCGGAGUUGAACCAAUGAUGCAACAAUUAAAAGAAAAGCUUGUAAAUGAAAUGCCAUCAGACGAUCAUUGUUUAAUAGUUUGCAGAUUUCCGCUACCCAAUACUGUCUCUUCAAAAAUCGUAGGAGAAGGUAUUGAUACUGUUUGGUUGUAUAAGAAGCGUGACUUAUUAAAGUAA